Meleagris gallopavo (turkey) is the source of this 1774-nucleotide messenger RNA. NCBI's taxonomy places the organism in Eukaryota, Metazoa, Chordata, Aves, Galliformes, Phasianidae. The record is from RefSeq and is a predicted model, not a curated record.
CGUUGUUGACUGCGGGCUGCUUGUAGGGCGUGAUGGUGGGCAUGGGGCAGAAGGACAGCUAUGUGGGUGACGAGGCUCAGAGCAAGAGGGGCAUCCUGACCCUGAAGUACCCCAUCGAGCACGGCAUCGUCACCAACUGGGACGACAUGGAGAAGAUCUGGCACCACACCUUCUACAACGAGCUGCGUGUGGCACCUGAGGAGCACCCGGUGCUGCUCACUGAGGCUCCGCUCAACCCCAAAGCCAACCGUGAGAAGAUGACGCAGAUCAUGUUUGAGACCUUCAACACCCCUGCCAUGUACGUGGCCAUCCAGGCCGUGCUGUCCCUGUACGCCUCCGGUCGCACCACAGGCAUUGUUAUGGACUCUGGGGAUGGUGUCACCCACACCGUGCCCAUCUAUGAGGGCUAUGCUCUGCCCCACGCCAUCCUGCGUCUGGACCUGGCUGGCCGUGACCUGACCGACUACCUCAUGAAGAUCCUGACAGAGAGGGGCUACAGCUUCACCACCACGGCUGAGAGGGAAAUCGUGCGUGACAUCAAAGAGAAGCUGUGCUACGUUGCCCUGGACUUCGAGCAGGAGAUGGCCACUGCUGCCUCUUCCUCCUCCCUGGAGAAGAGCUACGAGCUGCCUGAUGGGCAGGUCAUCACCAUCGGCAAUGAGCGAUUCCGGUGCCCGGAGGCUCUUUUCCAGCCCUCUUUCUUGGGCAUGGAGUCGUGCGGCAUCCACGAGACCACCUUCAACUCCAUCAUGAAGUGUGACGUCGACAUCAGGAAGGACCUGUAUGCCAACACGGUGCUGUCAGGUGGUACCACCAUGUACCCCGGCAUCGCUGACAGGAUGCAGAAGGAGAUCACAGCCCUGGCACCCAGCACGAUGAAGAUCAAGAUCAUCGCCCCUCCGGAGCGCAAAUACUCCGUGUGGAUCGGCGGCUCCAUCCUGGCCUCCCUGUCCACCUUCCAGCAGAUGUGGAUCAGCAAGCAGGAAUACGACGAGUCCGGCCCAUCCAUCGUGCACCGUAAAUGCUUCUAAACGGACUGCUGGCAGGUGCACAGCAUCUGCUGCAUGAGUCGUCUCACUAGUAUACGUUUGCCCUGGCAAAUCUAUACACCUCAUGCUAGCCUCAUAAAACUGGAAUAAGCCUUCUUUCAAAAGAAACUUUGCCCUUGGAAAGUCUGUACCUGAUAUUGUUAGAUGUGUCAGCACUGGGUUGUCGAGCUGGCACUUGAUUCGAUCAUUUAUUCACCAUUUGGUGCACACCUUUAGAGAAAUACCCUGCACAGAUCUGUUGGGGGGUUGUGCUGCGUGCCCAGAUGUGUACAGGGUAUUCAGAGUCAGUCAGGCUUCCAUCCAGUGCAGAGUAUUCCAGAUUUGGUGUAGAGGCUGGUAGGAGUUCCAUCCACACCCACUUCUGUCGCCGCUGUUCUAAGCAAGGUUGGGAAACAUAUCUACAUCCGAGCCUUACCAACCAGCCCUCCUCCUCCCCACCCCUCUAUAACCACCACGGGGCUGAGGUUCCUCAACGCGGGUUGCUGAAACUUGGCAUUGACACCUGUAAAUUUAUGCAUCGUUUUAAUUUAUGUAAGUAUUUUUUUUCUUUUUUUUUCUUUUUUGGGUUUUUUUUUUUGUACGUUGCCUUAAAUGUUCUCACGUGACGGUAGGAAACCAAAAUUGGGAAAGUCAUCCUCCAGGUUGAGAAAUUGUUAACGCCCAACGACACAUCAUUGUGUAAGGAAAAUAAUAAUAAAGGAAAAAAACGCUGCAGUAAACUCCAA